Messenger RNA from Panthera uncia (snow leopard), 1934 nucleotides. RefSeq names its product nucleoporin 62 (gene NUP62). NCBI's taxonomy places the organism in Eukaryota, Metazoa, Chordata, Mammalia, Carnivora, Felidae. The transcript is spliced from 2 exons. The record is from RefSeq and is a predicted model, not a curated record. Gene Ontology annotation, molecular function: structural constituent of nuclear pore; phospholipid binding. Gene Ontology annotation, biological process: protein import into nucleus; RNA export from nucleus. The coding region runs from base 153 to 1736 and encodes 527 amino acids. Gene Ontology annotation, cellular component: nuclear pore central transport channel; nuclear pore.
ACCUUUCUGAUCCUGUUUCCCAUCCAGAAAGGAUUCGUCGGGCUGCUACCUAGUAUUUCUGGCCCAGUACCAUGACAGGUGGCACUCUGUUGCAGACACCGAGGGAUUUGCUCUGGGAGUCAGAGUAGCCGCUGCCGCCGGAAUCUGGAGCCAUGAGCGGGUUUAAUUUUGGAGGCACUGGGGCCCCCACAGGCGGGUUCACGUUUGGCACCGCAAAGACGGCAACAACCACGCCUGCUACCGGCUUCUCUUUCUCUACGUCUGGCACUGGCGGGUUUAACUUUGGGACUCCCUCCCAGCCCGCUGCGAGCACCCCUUCUACUGGCCUGUUCUCGCUCACCACCCAAGCUCCGGCGACACAGACCCCAGGGUUCAGUUUUGGAACCACAACUCCUGCUACGGGAGGAACGGGAUUCUCCUUAGGGAUCAGCGCUCCGAAGCUAAACCUGAGCAAUGCAGCCGCCACCCCAGCCACUGCUCACCCUGGCGGCUUUGGGCUCGGCGGCAGCACCCUCACCAACACCGUCUCGAGCGCUGUCACCUCCAGCCAGAGCACGGCACCCGCUGGCUUUGUGUUCGGCUCCACCACCACCUCUGCCGCUCCGUCCACCACACCGGGGGGAUUCUCGUUCAUAGGCGGAAGCACGUCCCAGAGCGGGACCUCCGGUUUCAACAUCGGCUCCAUGGGGAGUUUGGCCCAGCCCACGGCACUGGGCGGACUGCCCUUCACUCCCGCCACUCCGGCAACCACUGGAGCAGGAGCCACUCAGCCAGCUGCUCCUGCACCCGCCGCGGCCACCACCAGCGCCGGGCCCACGCUGUUCACCUCGCUAGCGACCGCUCCAGCCUCCUCCACCACCACCGGGCUUUCCCUUUGUACCCCGUCGACCACAGCUGCGGCACCCGGGACCGGAACGCUGGGCUUCAGCUUAAAGGCCCCCGGGGCGGCUUCUACCUCCUCCACGACAACAUCCACUGCCGCUGCCACCACUGCCACAGCCACCACCACGGCGGCCACCACCACCGCCGCCGGCUUUGCCUUGAAUCUGAAGCCACUCGCACCGGCCGGGAUCGCCAGCAACGCACCGGCUGCCGCGACCGUGCCUCCUGGCUCCGGUGCACCCACGGGGGCGUCCGCCAGUCCCGUGAUGACCUACGCCCAGCUGGAGAGUCUGAUCAACAAGUGGAGCCUGGAGCUGGAGGACCAGGAGCGGCACUUUUUGCAGCAGGCCACACAGGUCAACGCCUGGGACCGCACGCUGAUCGAGAACGGGGAGAAGAUCACUACCCUCCACCGCGAGGUGGAGAAAGUGAAGCUGGACCAGAAGAGGCUGGACCAAGAGCUCGACUUCAUCCUGUCUCAGCAGAAGGAGCUGGAAGACCUGCUGAGCCCGCUGGAGGAGUCGGUCAAGGAGCAGAGCGGGACCGUCUACCUGCAGCACGCCGACGAGGAGCGCGAGAAAACCUACAAGCUCGCCGAGAACAUCGACGCGCAGCUGAAGCGCAUGGCCCAAGACCUCAAGGACAUCAUCGAGCACCUGAACACGUCUGGAGGUCCCGCCGACACCAGCGACCCCCUGCAGCAGAUCUGCAAGAUCCUCAACGCGCACAUGGACUCGCUGCAGUGGAUCGACCAGAACUCGGCCCUGCUGCAGAGGAAGGUGGAGGAGGUGACCAAGGUGUGCGAGGGGCGUCGCAAAGAGCAGGAGCGCAGCUUCCGGAUCACGUUCGACUGAGCUGCCGGCCGUCUUCAGGGCCCGUGGGUUCCGAGGGUGUUGGGGGCAGUGGGCGCCGCGUAAUUAUUGUCUGGUUUUUGGUUGCCGUGAGUACUUGUUUGCUCCUUUCUUCCAAACGACUGUGCUGUUGAGAACAGUUCUGUGGUCUGGCAUUUCGCAUUAGUAAAAAGAGAAAUAUUCCAAGCACUCUGGUCCUGA